Erythranthe guttata (spotted monkey flower) is the source of this 3968-nucleotide messenger RNA. Its product is annotated as ARM repeat superfamily protein. Lineage: Eukaryota; Viridiplantae; Streptophyta; Magnoliopsida; Lamiales; Phrymaceae. Gene Ontology annotation, biological process: protein import into nucleus. Gene Ontology annotation, molecular function: small GTPase binding. The record is from RefSeq and is a predicted model, not a curated record.
GUAUAAUUUGAAUCAUGUACGUUAACGUUAUGUAUUAAUUAAGUGUCCUAAUUAGAGUGGAUAUUUAAUUUAUGGUGUUAAACCUGAGGAGAUCAGGAAAAUAAUCAACGUUGUGAUUUGAUAGGUUAGGGCAAAGUACCUGGUCUGCGAAACACACGAUAAUAUCUCAAGUUCAUUGAACUAUUAUAAAAGCAGCGCAGGUUGAGAAAAAAAAAAAAAAAAAAGUAAAUAAUUAUUGCAGAUAUAUCAUUUCCUGAUUUCCACAAUUCAAGUCCAGCUCUACAUCCGCUCUUCCUCGCUUUCUCUCUCUAAACCAGCGCACUCAACUUGCGCUUUCUCUCUCUAAAAAACUCUCGAUUUAGGGUUUUCACAGGCGCCGUUUUUGAAUUUUAAUCCGAUCCGGAACUGGUUUAUUUUCUACCUCUCAUCAACAUCUCCUUUCUCCAGGAAGAAUAUGGCUAUGGAAGUCACCCAGGUUCUUCUAAGUGCACAAGCCGUUGAUUCAACAGUGAGAAAGCAUGCUGAAGAAACUUUGAAACAGUUUCAGGAGCAAAAUCUUCCUGGUUUUUUGUUAUCCCUUUCUGGAGAGCUUGCUAAUGAGGAGAAGCCUGUUGAAAGCCGUAAACUAGCAGGUUUGAUUCUUAAAAACGCUUUGGACGCCAAGGAGCAGCACAGGAAGUAUGAGCUUGUGCAGAGAUGGCUAUCAUUGGAUGUGGCUCUGAAGAGCCAGAUAAAGGCAUGCUUGUUACAGACACUCUCAUCUACCGCGUCUGAUGCUAGGUCAACUGCGUCACAAGUCAUUGCAAAGGUUGCGGGCAUUGAACUGCCGCAGAAACAGUGGCCCGAGCUCAUACUUUCCCUCUUGUCUAAUAUUCACCAGGUUCCACCUCAUGUUAAGCAAGCUACCCUUGAAACGCUUGGCUACUUGUGUGAAGAAGUUGUUCCAGAGGUUGUUGAUCAAGAUCAAGUGAAUAAGAUACUCACCGCUGUGGUUCAGGGAAUGAAUGCUAAUGAAGGUAGUAUCGACGUCCGACUUGCUGCCACACGAGCUUUGUAUAAUGCUCUUGGAUUUGCCCAGGCUAACUUUUCCAAUGAUAUGGAGCGCGAUUACAUUAUGAGAGUUGUGUGCGAGGCCACACUCUCAACAGAGGUUAAAAUUCGGCAGGCUGCAUUUGAGUGUUUGGCAUCAAUUGGGUCGUCGUAUUAUGAGAAAUUAGCUCCAUACAUCCAAGACAUUUUUAACAUCACAUCGAAAGCUGUCCGAGAAGAUGAGGAGCCUGUGGCUCUUCAAGCAAUUGAAUUUUGGAGUUCAAUUUGUGAUGAAGAGAUUGAUAUUUUGGAGGAAUAUGGAGGUGACUUUACAGCAGAUUCUGAUGUUCCUUGCUAUUAUUUUAUCAAGCAGGCACUCCCUGCACUGGUUCCUAUGUUGCUGGAGACACUUCUUAAGCAAGAAGAAGACCAGGACCAGGAUGAAGGUGCUUGGAAUCUUGCAAUGGCUGGUGGAACGUGCCUUGGUUUGGUUGCCCGGACAGCUGGGGAUGACAUUGUACCACUCGUAAUGCCAUUUAUCGAAGCAAAUAUAACAAAAGAAGAUUGGAGGCAUAGGGAAGCUGCCACUUAUGCAUUUGGUUCCAUACUGGAAGGUCCUUCACCAGACAAGUUAACCCCUAUUGUCAACGUUGCUCUGAAUUUCAUGCUCAGUGCUUUGACUAAGGAUCCGAGUAGCCAUGUGAAGGACACGACUGCAUGGACUCUGGGAAGAAUAUUCGAAUUUCUUCACGGCGCAACUGUUGAGACUCCCAUUAUCACGCCAGCGAAUUGCCAACAGAUUAUCACGGUUCUGCUCCAGAGCAUGAAAGAUUCUCCAAAUGUGGCUGAGAAAGCUUGUGGUGCUCUCUAUUUUCUAGCCCAGGGUUAUGAAGAUGUGGGCCCAACAUCACCCUUGACACCUUUUUUCCAAGAAAUCGUUCAGUCCCUCCUUAACGUCACUCACAGAGAAGAUGCUGGGGAGUCCCGACUUAGGACAUCUGCCUAUGAGGCACUAAAUGAGGUAGUUAGGAGCUCUGGUGAUGAAACAGCUCGCUUAGUGUUGGAACUUGUUCAGGUUGUCAUGACUGAGCUGCACAAUACACUCGAGGCACAGAAACUUUCAUCUGAUGAAAGAGAGAAGCAGAAUGAAUUACAAGGCCAACUCUGUGGGUGUCUGAUGGUUAUCAUCCAGAAAUUAGGGGGGUCGGAGCCCACUAAGUACGCCUUGAUGCAGUACGCAGAUCAGAUUAUGAAUCUUUUCCUACGGGUUUUUGCAUGUAGAAGUGCCACUGUCCAUGAGGAAGCCAUGUUUGCCAUUGGUGCUCUUGCUUAUGUAACGGGUCCCAACUUUGCAAAAUACAUGCCCGAAUUUUACAAGUAUUUGGAGAUGGGUCUGCAGAAUUUCGAGGAAUACCAAGUUUGUGCUGUCACUGUUGGUAUUGUGGGGGAUAUCUGCAGGGCAUUGGAGGAUAAGAUUCUUCCUUACUGUGAUGGGAUAAUGACCCUGCUUCUGAAAGACUUGUCGAGCAACCAGUUGCACCGGUCUGUUAAGCCUCCAAUCUUUUUGUGCUUUAGUGACAUAGCACUAGCAAUUGGAGAGAAUUUCGAGAAGUAUUUGAUGUACGCCAUGCCCAUGCUUCAGAGUGCUGCAGAGUUGUCGGCUCACACAUCAGGAGCUGAUGAUGAAAUGAUAGAAUACACUAAUCUUCUAAGGAAUGGAAUCUUAGAGGCAUAUUCCGCGAUAUUGCAGGGCUUCAAGAACUCCCCUAAAACCCAACUCCUGAUUCCAUAUGCACCUCACAUCCUGCAAUUCCUGGAUAGCAUGUACAUGGAGAAAGACAUGGAUGAUGUUGUGAUGAAAACUGCAAUUGGCGUCCUUGGAGAUCUAGCGGAUACUCUUGGAAGCAAUGCUGGCUCUCUUAUCCAGCAAUCACUGUCGAGCAAAGACUUUUUAAAUGAAUGCCUGUCUUCGGACGACCAUUUGAUUAAAGCAUCUGCUGAGUGGGCCCGGUUGGCAAUUAGCCGUGCCAUAUCUGUUUGAGGCAGUCUACAACUCGCUGCAUUAUUACUUUACCUGCAUGCAUAUGGUCUGUGUCGAGUCAGGGUCCAGGUUUAGACAUUUAAGUCGGUGUCAUGUCGGAUCAUUUUGCCAUUUUCAUACAACAAGAAGCCUUUUUACUUCUCGUUGUCACUAACUCAUGCAUCAGUGUCGUUGGGUCCGGUUCCUUUCUUUUGCCAUGGAGGUUGAAGGGGUUCCUGGAGAUAGUCUGGGCCGAGAAUUCGACGACUCAUUACUGGUGAUUGGUUAGUGGAAGGCGGGUGGUUGAUUUUUUUGCUGAAUGGAAAAAACCGUUGUACUGGUAAUGAGAUGAGCCCCCGUUUCGUCUUUUUUGCUGCCAGCUUGUUGGGCGUAAUGCUGACCGUACCAGAACGACAAUUUUGGUUUUCAAGAUACUUGAACCAGCUACUACCUCCGGCCCGGCAUCUUUUUUUUUUUUUUUUUUUUUUUUUUCGUUUUUUGUAAUUUAUUUCUUAAUUAUACAUUCUUUUUUUUUUUUUUGAAUAUUUAAAGGUCGGUCUGUGUGUUGCAUUGGUCCAAACCAUUUAUUAUCACAGUCGGGUUGCAUACAUUGUCAUUCAUGUCCCUUGUUUGAGGUGUUUUCAGUUCCUUUUUUCGUUGUCCGAUUAGAGUCGAAACAUACUAACCCCAUCUUGGAGGGACUUUUGGUGCUGCCGGUAAAAAGAGUACAGGUUUUUAUUAUUUCUUCAAUCUUUGGAUCUUUUUUCUUUUCUUUUUGUGAAAGUGUAAUCUAUUUGGUUUGGAAGCUUCCAAGUUUGGGUUAUAUAUAUAUAUAAUAUAUAUAUAUAAUAUUGUGAUGUCAUGAAAUAGUGAGGACAUUGAAAAGAUUGAGAAAUAAAGGAUUGAAGAAUCUCUUGUU